AUGUUUGACACGAAAGCAAAUUUUGAAAAACCUCCGCCCCCCAACAACGCCAUUGCGGAACUGACGGCGCAGUGGAAUCGUCAGACGCUGCAACAGCUCGAUCAGUACAACGCGCAAAUGAUGAAUGAUUUCAUGGCGCUAAUGCACGCCUCUGGAGGAGGCACGAAUAGUAGUAGUGGCCUUCAUGAGACAUCAUCCGUGUAUGGACACACUACUGGCACGAACGGAACUCAAGAACAAUCGUCGAGUUUGUCGGGUCCGCAGCAGGAGAAUUCGCCCAGAGUGUCGGUAUCGACAGUGCAGCUGAAGCAGGAGAGUUUGCGGGUAGCGCGGUGGCAAGCUUUGUCCAGGGCCUCGGAUUUGGUUUGUUUGGUGGCUGAAGAGACUGUUUCUGGAUAG
Messenger RNA from Seminavis robusta, 399 nucleotides. NCBI's taxonomy places the organism in Eukaryota, Bacillariophyta, Bacillariophyceae, Naviculales, Naviculaceae. The record is from the annotation of a GenBank genome assembly.